CUGUAUCCAAGUCGGGGAGUAAUGGCAUGAGUACUGCUUUAUAGUGUUUAGACAAGCUUUACAGUGCGCGCGUUGGAAACUAAUAUUCGACUAUUUUGCCUUCACGUCAGUCACAAAUUAGACCUGCAGGCGCGGAGGGGCGAGGCGGAGGACAUCUCGGACAAACUGUAAACUUAGUCAAAAGCGACUGAAGUCCCCAAACUCACAGGCUGAAGAGGCUUCAAGCGCAAACGAGUCAUCCUUUCUGGCUGUUUCAAGGAAGGAUACGCUGCUGGACAUGUGAAUUUAAAAGGAGAUACUUGCCAAGCACAACAAUGAAACCAACGACUUCCCCGUGUGGCUUCGGCUUUCUCCUGACUUGCCUCUUGUUCGGAUCGAGCUCUUCGCAAUCAGUAUGUGCUGGUACAGAGAACAAGCUGAGCACGCUGUCGGACCUGGAGCAGCAGUACCGCACCCUGAGAAAGUACUACGAGAACUGCGAAGUCGUAAUGGGCAACCUUGAGAUCACAAGCAUCGACCGCAGUCGGGACCUCACCUUCCUAAGAUCUAUCCGAGAAGUGACAGGCUAUGUGUUGGUGGCCCUGAACCAGUUUGACUACCUGCCUUUGGAGAACUUGAGGAUCAUUCGAGGAACCAAGCUGUAUGAGGACCGCUACUCCCUCGCAAUCUUUCUCAACUACAGACGUGAUGGAAACUUCGGCCUACGCCAGCUGGGUCUGAAAAACCUCACAGAGAUCCUGAGUGGAGGUGUGUAUGUUGACCAGAACAAGUUUCUGUGUCAUGCAGACACGAUCCACUGGCAGGACAUUGUCAAAAACGCACGGAUGCACCCCGUGGUGGUGCCCACCAACAGCAGUGUCACAUGUCAAAAGUGCCAUCGUUCCUGCAAUGGUCGUUGCUGGGGACCAAAAGAAGACCAAUGUCAAAGCUUAACUAAGACCGUGUGUGCCGAGCAGUGUGACGGUCGUUGCUUUGGUCCCUAUGUUAGUGACUGCUGCCAUCGUGAGUGUGCAGGUGGCUGCUAUGGACCAAAGGACACAGACUGCUUUGCCUGCACUAACUUCAAUGACAGUGGGGCAUGUGUGACCCAGUGCCCCCAGCCAUUUGUUUACAACCCCACCACUUUCCAACUGGAACACAAUCCCAGGGCAAAGUACACCUAUGGAGCCUUCUGUGUCAAGAAGUGUCCACAUAACUUUGUGGUGGACCAUAGUUCCUGUGUGAGAGCGUGCCCCAGCAACAAGAUGGAGGUGGAGGAAAACCGCAUUAAGAUGUGCAUUCCUUGUACUGACAUCUGCCCAAAAGCCUGUGAUGGAAUUGGUACAGCCAGCCUACAGUCAGCUCAGACAGUGGACUCAAGCAACAUUGAUAAGUUUGUCAACUGCACCAAAAUCAAUGGCAACCUGGUGUUUCUCAUCACUGGGAUCAAAGGUGAUGUCUAUCACAACAUUGAAGCCUUGGACCCAGAAAAACUCAAUGUAUUCCGCACCGUUCGGGAGAUCACAGGAUUUCUGAACAUCCAGUCUUGGCCUGAAAACAUGACAGACUUGAGUGUUUUCUCCAACUUGGCAACUAUUGGGGGAAGAUCACUGUACAGUGGGAUUUCCCUACUGGUGUUAAAGCAGCAGGGCAUCUCAUCAUUGCAACUCCAGUCCCUAAGAGAGAUCAGCGCUGGGAACGUGCACAUCGCAGAGAACAGCCAGCUUUGCUAUUACAGCACCGUCAACUGGACAAGAUUGUUCCGCACUGCAAACCAGAAGGUUCUGAUCCGCAACAACCAAAGCCCUCAGCAAUGCUCCAAGGAGAACAUGGUAUGUGACCCGCUGUGUUCGGACGCAGGGUGUUGGGGUCCUGGCCCAGACCAGUGCCUCUCCUGCAGAUACUUCAGCCGUGGACGAACCUGUGUGGACACCUGCAAUCUUUAUGAAGGGGAUAUUCGAGAGUAUGCCAACGGGUCGGUGUGUGUGGAGUGUGAUGGCCAGUGUGAGCGAGCGGACGAUGACUCUUUGACCUGCCACGGUCCGGGCCCUGAACAUUGUGUGAAAUGCGUCCAUUUCAAAGAUGGUCCUAAUUGUGUAGAAAAGUGUCCUGAUGGCCUGCAAGGUGCCAAUAGCUUCAUCUUCAAGUACGCAGAGGCCAACAAUGAAUGCCAUCCCUGCCAUGCCAACUGCACCCAGGGGUGCAUUGGACCAAGACUGCAGGACUGCAUUGGCUGGAUGGACAGAACCCCUCUGAUCGCAGCGGGGGUGAUCGGUGGCCUCUUCAUGGUGGUGAUCAUGGUGCUGAGCGUAGCAGUGUCUGUGCGCCGGAAGAACAUUAAGAAGAAGAGAGCCCUCCGUCGCUUCCUGGAGACAGAGCUGGUGGAGCCUUUAACACCCAGCGGAACAGCACCCAACCAGGCCCAGCUUCGAAUCCUGAAAGAAACAGAACUCAAAAGGGUCAAGAUCCUCGGCUCUGGGGCCUUCGGGACUGUUUACAAGGGUAUUUGGGUCCCAGAGGGAGAAACGGUGAAGAUUCCUGUAGCCAUUAAAAUCCUUAAUGAGGCCACGGGACCGAAGGCUAAUGUGGAGUUCAUGGACGAGGCCCUGAUCAUGGCUAGCAUGGAGCACCCCCACCUGGUCCGCCUGCUGGGCGUCUGCCUGAGUCCCACUAUCCAGCUGGUCACACAACUCAUGCCUCACGGGUGCCUGCUCGAGUAUGUCCACGAGCACAAGGACAACAUCGGAUCCCAACUGUUGCUCAAUUGGUGUGUCCAGAUCGCCAAGGGGAUGAUGUAUUUGGAGGAGCGCAGGCUGGUUCACAGGGAUCUGGCAGCCCGAAAUGUCCUGGUCAAAUCUCCCAACCACAUCAAGAUCACCGACUUUGGUCUGGCUCGCCUGCUGGAUGUUAAUGAGAAGGAAUAUAAUGCUGAUGGAGGAAAGAUGCCCAUUAAAUGGAUGGCCCUGGAGUGUAUUCAUUACAGGAAGUUUACGCAUCAGAGUGACGUUUGGAGUUACGGGGUAACCAUUUGGGAGGUAAUGACCUUUGGAGGGAAGCCAUAUGAUGGGAUUUCCACCAGAGAUAUCCCAGACCUGCUUGAGAAAGGAGAGCGUCUUCCUCAGCCGCCCAUCUGCACCAUUGAUGUCUACAUGGUCAUGGUCAAAUGCUGGAUGAUUGAUGCAGAUAGUCGGCCCAAGUUCAAGGAGCUGGCUGCAGAGUUUACUCGGAUGGCUCGUGAUCCCCAAAGAUACCUGGUCAUCCAGGGUGACGACCGCAUGAAGCUGCCCAGCCCCAAUGACAGCAAGUUCUUCCAGAGCCUCCUAGAUGAGGAGGAGCUGGAGGACCUGAUGGAUGCUGAAGAGUACCUGGUUCCUCACUCCUUCAACAUUCCACCACUUGCAUACACUCCCCGCCCUCGCAUGGACUCCAGCAAGAACCAGUUUGGCUACCAGGAUGCCAGUUUCAGCAUGGAGGACAUGCUGGCCACCCUCCCAAGAGUGGUCUCUGUUCCACCAGUGUCUGGAGGCUGCCUCCCUCCACAGGACCUGGCCUCAGGGGGGCAGAUUGGUGGCGGAUUUGGCCGUGGCAACCAGGAUGACCCUCGCUGCAAUGGCACCCUGAGGAAGCAGGCCUCCCCAAGGUCAAGUACCCUUGGGCCUGGCUCCACUCUCACUGCAGGACUAGGUGGAGGGGAGGAUAGUAGUGGACAGCGUUACAGUGCUGAUCCAACUGGUCUUUUAGCAGAACGAGGAUCAAAAGGAGACAAGGACCAGGAUGGCUACAUGGCUGCCAUGAGGGACAAGAACAACUCAGACUAUCUCAACCCAAUAGAGGAAAACCCCUUUGUCACACGUCGUAGGAACGGUGACGCCCACGCAGUGAUUGAUGGAGCGGGCUGUCACACCCUGCACAUGGCUGGAGCUGCUGCUGCUCCCAAAAGCCAGACCAUUCACGGGGACGAUGAGUAUAUCAAUGAGCCACUGUACCUGAAUACCUUCCUUAACCCUGGGGACAAGAACGGAUUGGCUGGCGCAGUCUCCAUCUCUGGCCCUGGGUCCUCUGCUGCCCAAUCAGUAUCGCAGACAGUCAACCCAUCAACAUCAAGCCACACGGUCUCCUCCUCUGGAUAUGUAGUACCCCCUGGCCACUUUCCUCACCCAUCGUAUCCAUCACACACCCUGCAUCCGGGGCAUUCAGGACACACUCUGCACUCAGGCAUCACCAGCAGCACCAUCAUGUUUGAUAAGAAAGGCAAGAAGGCCACUUUUGACAAUCCUGAAUACUGGCAGCACAGUCUACCCCCAAAGUCCUCACUGCACAAUCCUGAGUACCUGCAGGACUGCAGCACACGCUUCUUCUACCGGCAGAAUGGACGUAUUCGCCCUGCUGUGGCAGAAAACCAGGAGUACUUGUCCGAGGCUGCUAUGAAAGCUGGCAAUGUGUUGCCACCCCCUCCAUACAGACAGAGGAACACUGUAGUGUAGUGACCCACCUAUAGCACAAUGAUGGGAUGAAUAGAGGGAUAAAUGGACGUUAAACAGUCCUCUCGUUUCCAUGCAGUACUUCUCAACCUGGGUUCUCCUUGCAUCCUCCCUGAACACGUCUCUCUGUUAUGUCUGAUUGCAAGUCUUUUAUUCUCUCUCUAUGGUCCUGCCUUUUUCGACAGGACUGCAGUCACUGGCAGCCUCACUUGACAUUCAAACCAUCUUUUUUAGCUCCAUCUUUGGCCCUGACGAGUACAGCAAGUAGACACAUCUCUUCCAGGUUGGUUCUGUUCUGGACCAGAAAGGCACAAAAACAACACAAUGAAAGAUUGAAAUUAGAUGUUUAAUAAGAGAAAAGGGAGAAAUGAACUGAGGUUAGCCCAAAGAGAGGAUUAUUGCCAUGCCCUUACAUGCUUUUCUUCAUCCACCCAUAAAUUACUGUUCACCAUUUCCUUUCAGCACAUUUUCCAUCCAGCUACAUGUACACAUUGCAAUAUGCACACAUGGGUAUUGCUUUUGUGCCGUCUGUCAAAUGACACAUGCACAUCAAGUUGUGUCGUGACUUACCAGCAAACCUGCAGUCAUGCUUAAGAGCCCAGAUGUAGCUUGCAUGCCUGUCCACACGCUUCUGUGACUUUCACAUGUUGCUACACCAGUAAUGGAUUUCAAACAUUUAUCACACAGAGCUCAUAUCAUACCUAAAACAUGUUAACAUGCCUGCAGCCUUGACACACCAAUAACCAUACAUUCAUUCAUAAGUCAAUACACACACACUGACAGAUAAGCCUGCUACCACUUAAAUUAUAUUCUGGAGGAGAAGCUCAAUUGACCUUGUGCUGGAAGACAGAGUGUGCCGAUAAUGGCAGUCAGUGGUGCAGCAGAGAGAAAGGGUCAACAGGAAAGUAAAUGUCACCACAGUUUUAUGGACAGCUGUGAUAUCACCCAGUACCUGGUGGAAAGCAUCCAAAAGAUUAUUGGCAUGGCUAGGUUGGGAUUUAAAAGGUUGAUCACUCAGAGGGCGACCCUUAACUUCCCACAUGAGCUAUCCCUCUUGUUCCUCUUUCAUCCACCAAUCCAGUCCGAAGAGCCAGCAAACCAUCCACUUCAGUGUUACCUUCAUUAGAUCAUUGUAAGCAGUAUCGUGGCUGACAUAACCUGUGGUAACUGCAGUACAAGGAAUAAUGUGUCAGUGGAACUACUGCUUGGGAAUGGACAAUCUUUUAACAGGGAAAGAAGUGUGAUGAUGGUUGAGAGCAUAUAAACCGAACAUGAGGGGAACAUAUAUGUUUGUUAGAAUCUGAAUGAGAGCAUAGGUUUUUUUUUUUUUUUAGGCAUCAGGGAUCUGUUUACUUUGUCACCUUGUCACCUUUGUCAGCUUACUCUUACGCAAACAGCACAGACAGCCAGCCACGAAUGAGCACUGUGGAGAUGGCAAAGAGGCUAAAACCUGCAGAGCUGUAAAUAAGCCAAUCACAUGUCAUUACCAGACAUACACAAUUCUGGAAAAGGCCCCGUGGACCGAACUGUGUCUGGACAAGGAUAACAUUUUCUUUGCACCUCUCAGUGUUCAUACUAUUUUAUGUAAUAAAAACAAAAGAUCAACUUUGAACACUUAGUCACAAGUACAGGGCCUUGCUCUGUCUCUUUAAGGGUAAGGUGGUUCAGGAGGAGAGACUGUCAAAACUGUCUAAAGAGGCCUCCUCCACAUUUUUACCAUGGAGCACCAUGAGAAAAUGGGACACUUUCUUUUGUAUCGGUGUUUGACAUUAAUGGUGAGACAUUACAAGUUAUCACUGAAUCCACUGAUGGCUAGCUUUCUGUACUCAUACAAUACUGCCAGAUGCCACAGUAAACUCUGAUGGAGACCACUAGCAUCUGUCGUCAAAUGACUUUGAAGCCUAAUUUAGGCAGGGGUUGAUAACAUAAUAGCACUUAAUGCUCUGACACAGCCAAAUGACUUUGCUGUUAUUCUUGCUCUAAGCUAAUUUUUUUUUCAUCAUUUUGCAACUAUAAUUUACAGCAAGGCAAUAGAUCAUUUCCAUUGCACUGAGGCCUCAUGUUUUGUGUUUCAUUAGGCAGUUUACUAAAAAAGGAAUAUCCCCACUCUCUAAAGAAUUCCAUAAUAGUAAUAUGUGGGGUUGGGCGAUAUACAGCGUUACACAACAUUAGGAUAUAGAAAUUUGUCAAUUUUUCAAUAGCAUUUAUACCCAGAUAGUUAUGCCUUUGAUAUUUCUUGAUUUUCUACACUGUAGCAGGCACUGCUGACAAUAUUUGAUUUACAGGAUUUUUGCAGCAAUGUAAUAAAGAUACACAUGGGACAAUUUUCUAAAAAGAAUGGGCAAAAUUGAAGCAGCAGAUCCCUGUCCCUAGUAUGCCUUAAAGGUCCAGUGUGUAAGAUUUAGUGGCAUCUAGCGGUGAAGUUGAAGAUUGCAACUAACUGAACACUCCUCACAUCUGAAUUUGACUACCUGGUAAUGAGAAUGGGCUGUGAAGUGUGUAGGAGAAACUACAGUGGCUGUGAAACUCGCCAAAAAAUGAGUGAAGCCCAUCUACAGCCAGUGUUUGGUAUGUCCAUUCUGGGCGACUGUAGAAACAUGGCAGAUUCAACAUGGUGGACUCUAUGGACGGCGAGCUGUGGCAUCUGUAAAUAUGAAAGGCUCAUUCUAAGGUAACAAAAACACAACAAUUCUAAUUUUCAAGUGAUAUUUUGUAAUAAAACAUCUAUUUAUCCACCUAUGGAUAUGAUAUUUCAUUUCUGCCAAUAGAUCCUCCUAAAUGUUACACACUGGACUUUUAAGCUCCAAAAACACAAAAUCCUACAAUUCAACUCAACAGAAGUUAGUGCAGCUCAAGUCAUUCGACUCUUUCUACUUUCUAAACCCUACACUUCCAAUUUUACGAUAUUGGGAUAUAAAAUGAUAUUGCAAUAUUAAUCAAUACAUACCUUGAUAUGAGAUUUUAUUUUAUAUCGCCCAGCCAGAGUGAUAAAUGAUAAUAUCAUGAAAUUUGUAGACCGACUAAUGCCUGUGCAUGUCUCACUGCUGACAUACCAACACACAACCACUGUUACACACAACCUUGUGCCUCUACACUGAAAAUACCAGGCAGAGGGAAGAUUCAGACAAGUGCUGAUGAUUUACUGUCCAAAACACAGAUGUUGCCCUGGCACUGUGUUUUCUCCCCCUCUCAGGUUUUAUGGGGAACAAUAAUCAUCCAGUUGAGCUCCAGCUGAGGCACAAGUUAGCACAUCAUAAAGGGACAUCAAACCUACUGAAAUAAAAAUAUAAUGGAAGACAGAUUAGUGCCAUGAUACCGUAGACAUAAUGCUGAAAUGUGAAUUUUAUAAGCGGGGGGGCAGGGUUUGAUUGGUCAUUGGUCAAGUGUCAUUGACACUGCUCUGUUACUAACCUGAUUUAGAGAUCUUGAUUGUUCUGCUGAUUUCAGAUUUAAUAGUUUAAGCUUACACUUCUGUAUACUUUCUUUGUGAAAAUAUGUCCAAUGAAAGUGCCCUCUCCAUAUUUUUGGAGUUAAAAGUCGUUAUGUAAGUCUAUUUAUACCAUCACCCAUAAGGUAUUAGUUGUAGUGCUUGUAGAUUACUGUAUGGCCAUGUGUUUAAGUGCAAUGACAGCAGUGGAGAGUCACCCAAAGGCUUCGUAAUGGAUCUCUAUGGAAAAAUAAAGCCAAUCUUCUGGAGGAGAAAACCUGCUGGUGCUCUCAGCCAGCAAGCAUCACAAGGGGCUUUUAGCUUUUUGAAUGCUAAUUCAUCCACUUUCUCUUGUUGUUCUGUGGGGAAAUCAUGUUACCCAACAUAUCACCCAGUGCACCAGCUGAGAAACCCUGAACGACAGGCAAUAGGUUGUAAUCCUGCAGCGAGGUUAAAACUAAGGUAUUAGCAUUCCAGAAAUGUUACCCGACCAAUGCAUCAAUGUUACAAAAGCUAGCAGGGGAGAAGGUGCAAGUGCACUGUAACUGGCAGAGGAGACCAAAGUUGAUUGCCAUUCUUUCUUUCUCCUCGGAGGUGACUAUAGAAUUGUAUGUAGCAAACACUGUUCUGCAGCUGAAGAAGUGAAAACCGAAAAGCAGCUAUUUGUGGAGUGAAUACGAACAAAGACUAAAACAAUCUGGCGACAAAAAGCGAUUGUGGUCAAAUGUUAACAUGAAUCAUAGUUUCAUGUGAGAAGAUAUAAUGUUCUGUUUAAUAUAGGUAUAGACUCAUAGAUACAGUACUUAUUUAAAGGAGCACAAUAACUCCCUCUCAAUACUGACUGCUCAUCCAGUAAAUCGGCCUUAUAAAAACAGUUCUAUUUAUUUUGUGCAUCUACUUUCUUUUUUGGGGGGGGAUUAAUGUAUUUUAAACAAAUGUUAUCACAAGUAUUGUAAAUGGUGUGUAAAGAUUUGUUUUUACUCUAAUUUUUGCUCUUCAGGGUGUCAUUGUGGCAGGGCUUUUUUAUUUUACUUUUUUACGUGCAGUUUAACGGCUUCAUUGUCUUACUUGUCAAUGUCAUAUUGUCAUAUUGUCAUAUUCUCAGACCAACUUUAAAGCAAUUGCUAGCUAUGACCCAACUCAUGGGCUGGAUGUUGUCAUGAGGUCAUUCAGUCUGCUUAUCUUUGUCUAAUGAGACUAGAUAAACAAGACCAAAACUAAUAUUGUGUUCAGGUGCUCCUCCCCAACUCGUUAAGCUUUUACAAGCAGUUUACCUCAGACACCUUGUGGCAUUUAAAUUCCAGUUGUUGACUGGGACUGGGACUGAGACUUUAUAGUAUGAUUUUGGUAAUUGAAUUCAAUUAAAUUUGUUAAGAACCAAAUCAAAACAGAAGUUAUCUCAGGACUCUUUUCAUAUAGCCUACAGCAGGUCUAGACCGUACUCCUUAUAAAAUUAUUUUCAGAGACACAACGAUACCCACCAAAAGCACUUCGCCACAGUGGCAAAGAAAAAACAUCCUUCUAAGAGGCAUAAUAUGAAUAAUAUCUGGUAAAUAUGACAUCACAUGAUAUUUCCCAGCUUUACGAGUUUGUGAGGAUUGUCUGACCACAGUUGAUUGUGGGAUAUUGAGGACUGCAAAUGACUAACUAGUUGUGUUCACCAAAGCAAAGGCAGGCUUUAAUUUUGCUUUGAAAUGGGACAGCCCUUGUCAGGCUGUUAAGACACAUCCGACCCAGAAAUGAGGACUUUGGAGGGUCCAGCCCCUGAAGUGGGACACAGCAACUGUAUUUAUAGAGUGUGCUCUAUUUCACUUUUCUAUGCUUUGAUUAUUCAUAUCAUGAGGACUUUUUUCACAGCAUUGGUAAUAUUGAUCCAAUUGUGGUUUAAAUGGUCUUACUGUAUUGGAUAAACACACCCUACAUUUCAGAGAACUUCACUAUUACUCAACUAGAAAUGGUGUUGGUCAUUGGAUCGUCAAACAAAUCACAAGGGAAAUCAUAAAGCAGCUGACAAACACGUAUUCUACCAUUGUAAUAGAAUCAAACUGUGUAUGGCUGUCAUACUCUGAUUUAACACUUAUUCAUAUGUGUAUAUUCUACCAUGCCAUGAUAACUGGGGUAGACGACAGUGGUUGAGUAAGCACAGUUUACGAUGUAUUGAAUUGAUGGUAAAAUUGUAAAAUGGAAUUAAUAAUUGUCUUAACCAAAUGACAAAGACAUAAUGGGUCACUCAACAGUUUUACCAUUGUUUAAAAGAAAAUUAAUAAAAAGAGGAUAGUAUUUUUAUAGGUAGUUAAAAGGUGGCCAGGUUCAUCUGUAAAUAGGACAAUGAUGCUUCUUUUUCCAGCUCAAGAUAUUUUUUGUUUGUUCUUAUUUCUCCUUGCAUCAUUGCAUUUUUAGUGGUCUACUGUACCUUUUAUUUUUUUUCUUUGGGAAACAUCUUUUCUGUAUGUAUAUAAAUAUAUAUACAGUAUACAUAUAUAUAUUCUGUAAAUGUAAUUUGAAGAGUGAACUCUGAUUUUAAAAACGCUUGCAGGGUCUCUUGUCAACCCCACCCCAUCAUUUCCCCUGUGAUUGUGUGAUUGUGUUUUCUGCACAACUUGGUGGAUUUUGUGUUUCGACCUCUGCUCUUGCUCAUUUUGUAGGAGUGAAAAUGUUUUUCUUUUCUUUUUUUUACUGGGUGUGUUAUACCUCCACUACCCUCCACACUUCUCUCAGUAUUAUCCACCUCUUGAGAUUUUUUUAAAGAUUUUGUACACUCUUAAAAUGCUGUUGCAAUACUAAUGAAUAUUCAAUAUUUUAUCCCCCUUUUCUCUCAGUCUUUUCCUAACCAAUGUUAUUAAUCCACCAGUGUCACUUUACACCCUGAGUUUUAAGGACCUAUACUAUAUUACCUUGAGUAGUUUAAUUUCCAUUUGCACUGAGUUCAGUCAUUGUUUACUUUCAGAUGAUACUCAACUCUUCAUCCAUUUGGGGCAAUAUUGAAUUGUGUAGCAAUAUCAUGUUACAGCUCCCGGAGUGAUUUAAUGGUGAGAGACAAAAUGGAAGACAGUUUGCAUGGGCUGGACUGAUCAUUUGAAUUACUGAUAUUUGCUUGUGUAGAGGUUAGUAGGUAAACUUUUUUGGCUUCAUCAGGACCUCAGUGUUCUCUCUUUUCCAGGAGUCGCAGUUUAACAGGAAGUUAAUAUUCCACAGGAUCUUUACAGGACUUUUUUGGGAGUUUGGCCCAUUUAUCACCUUACCUGAUAUUUGAUGUUAGGACUGGCACCAAAAUCAUCAUGUAGAACAAUUUUCUUAUUUCAGAAUUCAAGCGUUGCUCAUGCUCAGAAACUAAAGCUGAAUGGUUGGAUGUUAAAUUUACUAUCUAAGCCUGUCAGGGAGAACAGAAUUGUAGGAAAGGUUUAUGGAUGCAAAAUUGGAUAAUUGGAGUACACUUUCAGUUAUAUUAGAUAUUUCAACUGUAGAAGACUCAAGCACAACUUGUAUUCAUGCAGGAAGUGAGUCAGACAACUAAAGGUUCUGAGCUGUUUUCUGAUAAUGCUGUAGAUUUUACUAAUGAUGAAUACUGAAUUUUUUGUUUUCAAAUGUUAUGAUUUUAACCAGUAUCAACUUUGGAUUACUUAAAUGUUGUUAUCAUUUUUAUAUAUUGGCUGUCACCUGCAGAAUACUAUAGGCCUCUUGUACACUUACCAUUGAAAACUGCAUGGGCAUUUGCAUAGAUGAUUUUGGUGGCAAUCUUGUCAUUUACAAUAUCCAGAAUUUACAUAUAUAUUUGGUAAAGGGGUCAGUUUGGCAAACUUCUCAAGUCCAUGUGGCUAUUUAAAAUCAUAGUUUGGAAGAAAGUAAAGUACUCUUCUAUUGUUAACACUACCAUAAAUUAUCAUUGCUUUGUAUCGACUCAUCAGAAUGAUUGAGAACUAAGUUUUAUAGACCAUACCUUGUCACAUAUUACCAGUUUAAACAUUUAUCUUCACUGGUUAAUUGACACAUUUCCCAAGCAAGAACAUUUAAAUACGUAUUCCCUCUGUUUUGUUACAUGAAUCUGUCAAAACUAUAUUUUUAAUUCAAUAUGAAUAAAGAUCAGUCAAUAUUUAAA
Dicentrarchus labrax (European seabass) is the source of this 11983-nucleotide messenger RNA. RefSeq names its product receptor tyrosine-protein kinase erbB-4. NCBI's taxonomy places the organism in Eukaryota, Metazoa, Chordata, Actinopteri, Moronidae. The record is from RefSeq and is a predicted model, not a curated record. The transcript is spliced from 28 exons. Bases 315 to 4463 code for a protein of 1382 amino acids. Gene Ontology annotation, biological process: positive regulation of kinase activity; protein phosphorylation; multicellular organism development. Gene Ontology annotation, cellular component: signaling receptor complex; basal plasma membrane. Gene Ontology annotation, molecular function: transmembrane receptor protein tyrosine kinase activity; epidermal growth factor receptor binding; ATP binding.